GGAAGAUUGUCAAAAUAUUGUCAAAUGUUUUUGGUUAGUUUUUCAAAACUUACAUGAGAAAAACCCAUACGAAUUACAUACUUGACGAACACAGCAUUAGUGUUUAAAUGGUGUUUUUGUCUGUAACAAAUGAUUCAUAAUUAAAAUACAUUAGCAGCAGUCUAUUCCUAAAUGACAUAACCUCUUUCAAUCAUCAACAUUAUCAAUGAAUUCUUCGGCUUCGAUUAGUCUAAGCUCGUAAUUUUUUACAGACAAAAUGUACAAAACGGUCAUAUCUCGGUGUACUUUUAGGUUACCUAUUCGAUUACUCAAGAGGGAAUGUUACUUGAAACCCAGUGGUUCUAAAAGGUUGCCAGUGAAUGUAAGCCAACAAUGGACGAGGCAGUUGUCUAUAUCUGCCGUGUGUUGUAAGAAAAGGCGGUCUGAGGAAGAGAAGGCACUGCCAUCAACUGGAAGACCUGCAAUUAGAUAUUCUCCUAAGGGAGGUUCUGAAGUAGUGGGCAUAUGGAGGAAUAUGACAGUUCAAGAUAUAGCCAAUGUGCUAAAUAAAGAUGUAGACCAUGUUUUCAAAGCACUGGAGUUUGCAGACAAGACGUCAGACACAAUUUACAAAAAGAACACUGUGAUACACAACCCCCAGAUCAUCAGAGAUGUGGUCAAGAUAUCUGGGAUGAGGUUCAAGAUCGUGCCCCGGCCUGACCAGGAGGUAGAAGAAGAAGUGAACAAAGACGCGGUACCAGCGCCGCCGGCGCCGCCCGAGGCUCUUAAACCGCGGCCGCCGGUGGUGUGCGUGAUGGGACAUGUAGACCACGGCAAGACCACGCUGCUAGACUCGCUGCGAGAUACGUCCGUGGUGGACCAGGAGUUUGGUGGCAUCACGCAGCAUAUCGGCGCUUUUGAAGUGAAACUCCCCUCCGGCGACCGCGUGACGUUUCUGGACACGCCCGGGCACGCAGCGUUUACAGCGAUGCGCUCGCGCGGCGCGCACGCGACCGAUAUCGUGGUGCUGGUGGUGGCGGCCGAUGACGGCGUCAUGGAGCAGACGCUCGAGUCUAUUAGGAUGGCGAGGGAGGCGAAAGUUCCAAUAUUGGUGGCGAUCAACAAAAUCGACAAGCCAGGUGUGAACAUUGAGCGGACUAUGCGCGCACUUGCCCAACACGGCAUAGUGUGCGAGGCGCUAGGAGGUGACGUGCAAGCGAUCCCGGUGUCUGCUCUAAAGAAGACCAACUUGGAUACCUUGGUGGAAGCUCUGACCUUGCAGGCUCAGCUUAUGGACUUAAAGGCCGACCCUGGAGGCUAUGUGGAGGGUGUGGUUAUUGAGGCGCUGUUGGAUCCGAAGACUGGAAAACAAGCAACAGUUCUAGUGCAAAGGGGAACGUUACGGCGCGGAAGCGUCAUAGUGGCCGGCACUGGGUGGGCUAAGGUGCGAGUGCUGAACACGGCAGACGGACAGACAGUUCAAGAGGCGCCGCCUUCCACGCCCGUUUCGGUACUGGGCUGGCGGGAGCUACCUUCCGCUGGGGACCAAGUCUUAGAGGUUGAGUCCGAGAAAAGAGCAAACGAAGUAAUGAAGUGGCGCCACAACCAACGCAUGAAGGAGAAGCAAGCAGUGGACUUACAAGCGAUAGAAGCGAAAGAAGCCGCGCACGAAGCGGAAUACCGCGCCAUGUUGGCACGCAAGCGAGCCAUGGGACGCUACAAGAUGCGCCGCGAGGGACCGAGAGAGAAGAUGCUGAGGGAAGACACGCAUCCUACCCUCAGCGUGCUCGUCAAAGGUGACGUGGACGGAUCCGUGGAAGCGAUUCUAGACAUACUGGAAACGUACGACGAACACGACAGAGUGCGGCUUGACUUGGUGCACUUUGGAGUGGGGCCGGUCACGCCUAACGACUUGGAGAUAGCAGAAGCAUUCAAAGCUGUAAUAUACGCGUUCAACGUGGACUGUCCUCCAUCGCUAUCAGUAGACGCGAAAAAGAAGAAUAUACCCGUCAAGAAGCUCAACAUCAUAUACAAACUCGUCGACGACGUCAAAGAAGAGAUCUCUGCGAGGAUACCAGUCACGCAAGAGGAAGAACUUAUAGGGGAAGCGAACGUGCUACAACAGUUUAUGGUGACCGAAGGCAAGAAGAAAGUACCGGUGGCUGGCUGUCGCUGUAUGAAGGGAUCGCUCGCACGAAACGCGCUCUACCGGGUUAUAAGGGGGCAAGAAGUUGUUUUUGAAGGCAAACUGGCAUCGAUGAAGCACCUCAAAGACGAGGUGACGAGCAUCAAGCGCGACCAGGAGUGCGGGCUUCGGUUCUCGGACGCGACAUUCGCUGUGCAGCCCGGCGAUACCAUCGUGUGUUACAAGAUGGUGGACUCACAAUCCACCACCGGCUGGGACCCCGGCUUCUAAUACUAGUAAAUAAAUAUUUGUAGGU
Ostrinia nubilalis (European corn borer) is the source of this 2420-nucleotide messenger RNA. RefSeq names its product translation initiation factor IF-2, mitochondrial (gene mIF2). Lineage: Eukaryota; Metazoa; Arthropoda; Insecta; Lepidoptera; Crambidae. Gene Ontology annotation, molecular function: translation initiation factor activity; GTPase activity; GTP binding. The transcript has 15 exons. Bases 257 to 2395 code for a protein of 712 amino acids. Gene Ontology annotation, biological process: translational initiation. Gene Ontology annotation, cellular component: cytoplasm. The record is from RefSeq and is a predicted model, not a curated record.